This is a messenger RNA of Cheilinus undulatus (humphead wrasse), 3239 nucleotides long. RefSeq names its product DENN/MADD domain containing 1A (gene dennd1a). The coding region runs from base 492 to 3155 and encodes 887 amino acids. The transcript is spliced from 24 exons. Gene Ontology annotation, biological process: endocytosis; endocytic recycling. Gene Ontology annotation, cellular component: cytosol; clathrin-coated vesicle. The record is from RefSeq and is a predicted model, not a curated record. NCBI's taxonomy places the organism in Eukaryota, Metazoa, Chordata, Actinopteri, Labriformes, Labridae. Gene Ontology annotation, molecular function: guanyl-nucleotide exchange factor activity; phosphatidylinositol phosphate binding.
UAGUACGUCUACAUGAGUGAACUAUAGAGGGAUGACUACUGUAGUACGUCUACAUUAGUGAACUACAGCAGGAUGACUACUGUUGCAUGUCUACAUUAGUGAACUACAGCAGGAUGACUACUGUAGCAUGUCUACAUGAGUAAACUACAGCAGGAUGACUACUGUAGCAUAUCUUCAUGAGUGAUCUACAGCAGGAUGACUACUGUAGCAUGUCUACAUUAGUGAACUACAGAGGGAUGACUACUGUAGCAUGUCUACAUUAGUGAACUACAGAGGGAUGACUACUGUAGCAUGUCUACAUUAGUGAACUACAGAGGGAUGACUACUGUAGCACGUCUACGGAGAGCCCUGAGUCCACGUUUGAGGUUUAUCUGGAGGUCUCACAGCCAGGAGUACACACCUCUGGGCCGGAGGUGAGGAGGCAGUAUCCUGUGGACUACACAGACCAGGAAACUCUGAACACGGUGCCCAAGUUCUGCUUCCCCUUCUGCAUGGACAGCCUGACCGUGAACCAGGUUGGUCAGAACUUCACGUUCGUGUUGACCGACAUCGAGAGCAAACAGAGAUUUGGUUUCUGUCGUCUCUCCUCCGGCGCUCACACCUGCUACUGCAUCCUCAGCUACCUGCCAUGGUUUGAAGUCUUCUACAAGCUGCUGAACAUCCUGGCUGAUUACACCAUCAAAGGGCAGGAGAGUAACUGGCAGGAGCUGCUGGUGUCUCUUCACACACUCCCGAUCCCUGAGCCUGGAGUCCCCGUUCAUCUGGGCGUGCAUUCCUUCUUCACCGUGCCUGACACAGGGGAACUCCCCAGCAUACCUGAGAAUAGAAACCUAACCGAGUAUUUUGUAGCAGUAGAUGUCAAUAACAUGCUCCACCUGUACGCUAGUAUGCUCUAUGAACGCCGAAUCCUCAUCUGCUGUAGCAAACUAAGCACUUUAACGGCAUGUGUCCACGGCUCUGCGGCAAUGUUGUAUCCGAUGCACUGGCAACACGUUUACAUUCCUGUCCUGCCUCAACAUCUCUUAGACUACUGCUGCGCCCCCAUGCCCUACCUCAUCGGAGUACAUUCCAGCCUGAUGGAGAAAGUUCGGGGGAUGGCUCUGGAUGAUGUGGUGGUCCUGAACGUGGACACAAACACCCUGGAAACGCCGUAUGAUGACCUCCAGAGUCUGCCCAAUGACGUGGUGUCAUCGUUAAAAAGUCGUUUAAAGAAAGUUUCUACGACCACGGGAGACGGCGUCGCUCGAGCGUUCCUGAAAAGUCAGGCUGCGCUGUUUGGCAGCUACAGGAACGCUCUGCAGAUCGAACCGGGAGAGCCGAUAACGUUUAAUGAAGAUACGUUUGUGAACCAUCGAUCCAGCGCCAUGAGACAGUUUCUGCUCAACGCCAUCCAGCUGCAGCUCUUCAAACAGUUUAUCGACGGCCGUUUAGACCUGUUGAACUCUGGUGAAGGUUUCAGCGACAUCUUUGAGGACGAGAUAAACAUGGGCGAGUACGCAGGCAGUGAUAAGACAUACCACCAGUGGCUCUUCACAGUGAAGAAAGGGGGCGGGGCCAUCUUCAACACGGUGAAGACCAAGGCUAAUCCAGCCAUGAAGAACGCCUAUAAGUUUGCUAAAGACCACGCAAAGAUGCGUAUCAAGGAAGUAAGAAGUCGGCUAAAGCAGAAGGAGCAGGCGGAGAACGGAUUCUCCACCACCGGGUCGGCCGUCAUCGACGACGACGGCACGCUGGGGUUCACCUCCUCCACGGGAGCCAUCAGGAGGGAGGGGCCUCUACGGACGCUGGAGGACCAUCGGCCAAUCACUGUGCACUUUGGACAGGCUCGUCCUCCGAUGUUACUGAAGAGACCGAGCAGUAACGUGAGUCUGGAGAGCAGCGUGGACCACUCUCUCCGUCCCACUCGCCACUACACUGUCUUUCUCUCUGAGGAUUCGUCUGGAGAUGAGCUUCAGUACGACGAGGAGUCCAUCUCUGCUUUCCCUGACAGCUUUCUCUUCUCCAGCCCUUUCGAGUGGUCACCUCUGCCGCAGCCGUACCGCUCUCUAAAGGAGGUGGAGUUGAUAGAAGGAGACGACCCUGGUUUCGGUGCAGAGAGUCACACGGCUCCUCCCAGCCCCGUCACGGAGAAAUUCUCCAACAUCAACCUGCUGGGAGACAUCUUCGGCUGUCAGGACGAGCCCGACAACCAACACAUGAGCCUGGCCAAGAGUCUGGAGGACCUGAGGACACCCAAAGACUCGGAUGAGCUGCAGCCCAAGUUCACCUACCAGCGUAUGGAUCUGGGUGUGUCUGAACACUCUCGGACCCUCCCCGGUCUCAAACUGGCCACGCCCUCCUAUAACAAGUUGUGGAGCAUGGGCCCCGAUGACUCCGCCCUCCCUGUUUCUGUCCCUCCCUCUGUUCCGCUUCCUGUUCGGACCGAUGCCCCUUCCCCCAUCAGGGACACCUCCAGCCCUGCCCCCGACCUCUUAGACCCCUCCUCCUCUGGGAACAUCACUAUCCCCCGCCCCCACGGGAGGAAAACGCCGGAGCUGGGCGGAGUCCUGGCUCCUCCAGCUCCUCGCUCCUCAGGGGGGGCGGAGUUUAGACAAGCGCUGACGCUGGGCUCAGACCUGUUGAAGCCCCAACCACCUGAGGAGGACCUGAUCAGCCUAUUGGACCCUCUGAAAAGCUCCGCCCCUCUGAGUGACACUACAGCGGUGGGUGUGACCUCUUCUAGACCGCCCCUCCCUCCUCGGCCCUACCCCCAGGCCCUGCCCCCUUUCACCCUGAACCCCUUCAGCCCCUCCCCUGCCCCGCCCCUCUACAUUGGUGGGAAUCCCUUUAGCUCCAUCUACACCCCUCCCCCUUCAUACCUGGGCCCCACCCCCCCACAGUCCUUCACCACCCUACCAGGACUCUACAGACAGCCUUCACCGGGCGGGGCCACGCUGCCUCCCACCUUUGGACUCCUCCCCUCCUCCUCCAGUAACCACACCCUCUCCAGCCUGGCUGACUCCACCCCUUCCCGCACCGAUGUAGAGGACCCGUUUGGAGACCUGCUGACGUUAGCUACACCGCUGACACCACAGAAGAAGAAGGUGGAGGACCUGAGGAGGAGACGUCGGUGUCUGGUCGAGGACUUCUGCAGGUCUUCAGCGCCGUUUCCCUGAUUUCCAUGCAGCUCUUAAAUCCUGAUGCAUACUGUAGAAUUUUAACAUCUUUACUGGUUUUAAACAUGUAAGGGAGCUCACAAC